Molecule: messenger RNA, 4256 nt
Organism: Cydia fagiglandana
Lineage: Eukaryota; Metazoa; Arthropoda; Insecta; Lepidoptera; Tortricidae
Gene: SelR
Product: methionine-R-sulfoxide reductase B1
Exons: 4
Coding region: 170-721 (183 amino acids)
Biological process (GO): protein repair; response to oxidative stress
Cellular component (GO): cytoplasm
Molecular function (GO): peptide-methionine (R)-S-oxide reductase activity
Source: RefSeq, a predicted model, not a curated record
AGCCACCACGCAACCACGGCCACGGUCAUUACUUAUCAUCUUUUUAGUAUCUACCUACCUAGUUCUAUUUCCAGUGCUGGAUGACUAUAGUGUAAAGGCGACGCUAUCUUAUCGCUGUUUAAAAGCAUUUGAUUGCAUAACCAUAUUCACGAAUUAGGCGAUGUGAGUUAUGCGCAUUCUACUCAGGCCAUUUAUUGCGUCCAGACAAAUAUUGCGGCAGCGACUAAAUAAUAAGGUGAUACCAAUAAAGCUAAGACAUCCUUUUACAACAGCUUUAGUGUGGAGAGCAAUGGAAGAUAAAGAAGCCUUGAAAAAGCGUUUAACACCACUGCAAUACCAUGUCACUCAAGAGGCUGGAACCGAACGACCAUAUACAGGGUGCUACAAUAAAUUUUACGAAGAAGGACUGUAUGUGUGUAUAGUCUGCCGACAGGACUUGUUUAGUUCAAAAACCAAGUUUGACUCUGGUUGUGGCUGGCCGGCGUUUAAUGAUUGCCUAGCUAAAGAUAAAGUCACAUUGCACCAGGAUACAAGUGCAGUUGGAGCGAAUAUAUUAUUAGUUUUAACACGGCCAGGUUUGGUGCGAACCGAGGUGCGGUGCUCCAAGUGCUCCGCUCACCUGGGCCACGUGUUCGAUGACGGGCCGGCGCCCACCAAGAAACGGUUUUGUAUUAAUUCUGCCUCGAUGGACUUCAUACCAGCCGAAGAAAGGAAGGAUUAGCAUGCCUUCAAUACCGAUACUAUAAAAUAUGUGUACCAAAACAAAUAAGACAAGUUAACAAUUAUUUUAUACAAAAUCCUGUUCCACGCAACGUGUAACUCAAACUUGAGACACUCCAAAUAAUUUAGUUAAAACGAAUCAAUUUAAGUUAUAAAAUCAUUUGAUUGUCUUGUUACAAUUUUAUAACUUUCCGAUUUAUUAUGCAAAGAGCGCAAAGUUGUAGAUGUUUACGGAUAAGUUACAUAACAGUGAAAGAACUAAAAUGAUUCGCAAGUGGUGCUAAAAUAUAACCUUUACCGAGGCCUUUGAGGAUCGAUAUGAUAAACAACUUUGCUCUCUAGCGAAAUACAACCUUUUUCAACUCACCAGUUAAAUAAGUUUGUUUGUUUCACGGGUGUAUUACAAAAAUGUAGCUAGUUUAGCGUGGUUUUAACCUUUUGGCCGCCGGACCUAGUCCGCAAAGACGCUCACUCACACGCCAGAGCAAAUUUUAAGUAAACAACUAAUAAAAAGUUUAGGGAUUGCAAAUAGUGAUAUCGAUAUUUACAAUAUUAUGGUAAAAAUCUUUUUAAUUUAGCUUUGUUCUUAUCCUGUUUUAAUUUCAUUCCAAAUUGCCAAAAUUAAACAUAUGUUUUACACCCGAAAAUGUUUAAAAUAUAGGGAUUUAACAUAAAAAACAACCACUAAACAAUGUCGAUUCAAGACGUGAUAUCGCCGCACUAGGCUGUACGAGAAGUCUUUUAUACAAGACAACGGCGCCCAUGGACUGCCCGCAAUGCAGACCGACAAGGACUGUUUCCGCGCGGAUCAAGUAAUAAUAGUCUCUAGGUCAACGGCGUAAGCGCUUGUCGGUACGUAAACUUUAUUGGCGUAACGUUAAAGCUGCGCAUCAUGUGUCGAUAAAGUCAAUAUACCGGAACUGUUUUAGUGAAAAUUACACGUGGGUUGAAUUUUUAAUGAGUGAAGAUAUUAUUCCGGAAUUAGAAUCUAUCAUUAUAAUUUCAGUUUGGUUUACAUUAAUCUAUAGGUAAACUCUUAUCAAAAAAACGUUCAACGACUUGUUACAAAAAAAUUACACAUUAACUUCAAUGUUAUAACAAUAAAAGUAAAGUCUGAUAAACAGGUAUGUCCCUGUACCACACUUGUGUGAAGCGGUCGCUGCGGUGUAUCCCUUCCCACUAAGCUAUAAAAUAACAUCAAUUUUUUUUUUUAAUUUAUCUCUUCUGCAAUUAAAUAGUCCACAAUCUACAAUGGCAAAUUUACUUGUCUGACUCUACUUUAUAGAGCUAAAGAAGCUACCUGAACUUUAAAUAUAGUUAUGCCUAUCUGACUCUCGUUCUACGUAUUCUAGUAAGUAGUUACCUACUAUUCGUUGAAAAAAAUUGGCGAUUAACAAGUGUUCAAAUACUUAGAUAAAAACAUAUUUCUGACUUUAUAUUUACUUUAAAAAUUACCAUAUCGAGUUAACAUUCCCAUCCCUAGCUGUCUUUUAUACAAGACAACGGCGACGAGGAACAUGAAAAAUGUUGAAAAUUGGAGCAAUUUUUUUAAAUGCCUUAUUAUAAAAGAAGGGAUUUAUAUAGCGGCUUAAAAAGCAAAUAAAUGAAAAAACAAAGACCUUAAAUAUGAACACGAGUGUAAAUGAAAUUGCAAUUGUUAUUAUUUUCACAUUAACUCAGUGGUUGAAUUUGUGUCUUGUAUACAAGACGACGGCGCCAGCGUAUCGUUCUAUCGUUGUCUUCUAUACCGGACAACGGCGGUCAAAGGGUUAAGGGCCGAAACAGGUUCCGAAACUUAACCAUGUACCUAAGUCGUAAUGUGUUGUAUUUGUUGUACUUAAUUCAUACACUUGUAGGAGUUGUAGGUAAGUUUACGGCAUAAGUACGCCAACACACUCCCAUACAUAUCUAUUUAUAAGUACGAGUAACUUAAAUAGAAACUGAAACUGACUCAAUUAACUUAAAACUAAUUACAGGUCCUUAGCUACCUACAACGUAAUGUAUUGUACAACUUGUUUGCAAUUCAUGCAAGUAUGAUAUUACGUUAAGAUAGAGCUUUUUUACCCUUCUACAGAAUAAAAGCCAUUUCCAAAACAUAAAGAGCGUAUUCUAACUUCAAAUUCCUAGAUUCCAAAUUUCGAUCGCUCGUAUUUCAAAAAUUAGCAUUUCGCUGUUUUCCACCGAUUUUCGAGUGACGAAAUCGAGCGAUCGAAAUUAAAAAAUCGGCCCCCUGCUCGGAAAGGCUUACUUUGCACUUCAAAAACUGAUAGCAGAGCGUUUUCCAAAAAAAGUGUACAUUUCAUUCAUGUCUUCUAAAUAUUUACUUCUUGGGCUCAUUUUACUCAGAAUAAUGUACAUUCACGCCUCAUACAUGAAAAAUGUGUCCAAAAAUUUCCUUUCCACAUCGUCACAUUCUUGUAUGAAAAUCUUUUUUAUUUGUAUGAACGUGACGCACUGGAUAAAAAAAAUUCCAUACAAAAUUUUGGGACGCAUAUUUUUAUGUAUGCGGCGUGAAUGUACAAAUGAUUCUGAGUAAAAUGAGCCCAAGAAGUCAAUUUUUAGAAGACAUGAAUGAAAUGUACACCUUUUUUGGAAAACGCUCGGCAACGUUGCAUUUUAUUCACAUGUAAGGCAAAGUAAUCAAAUGCAAAUUUUGAGUUGUUUUCUUCUGUUUGCUGGUUGAAUUGACUUUUAAAUGAUGAUUUUGGAUGAUUAAUAUGUAAACAUUCAUUUGGAUAUGAUUUGGUUUUCGGCUUGGUGUGGUGAAAAUUUUAGUGUUUCACUCUGGGGCAAAUUUUGUGUAAUCCUCGUGGUUUAAAAUCCUCGCAACGCUCAAGAUUCCAUUUAUCGAAUCUUUCACUUGUUCGGAUAUAAAUAUUAGCACGAGCGGUUAAACAACAACUUUGCAACUUGUAAAACAAAUAACUAUUAUUGUAAGUAUACAUAUUGCGCCACAAUACUUAAAAUAUAUAUAUAAUACAAAAUGGUCUUAGUCGCGAUCUUGGAUGAAACUUUAAAAUCUUGUUAAGUCAGCAGCAGCAGCAGAAAGUAGCGAAGAUGAGGUAGUCAAAAUAUGUAUAUCCGCAAGGUUCUUAGUCCGUGUAACAAUAAGUACUUUUGCUCAUUUGAAUACCUUGCUAUUGCUAACUCUGCUGCAGGCGUGCGUUGCGUUGCGAACGACCGACGGCGACGGCCUACUAAGUCCCGUAACCUCUUCCGGAUACAAAAAUACUUUCAUAAUUUUUUAACAUACGUAUGUUGGUAUUAUCCUUUAGUUACAAUUUCCUAAGGCUACAACACCUCAAUUCAGUCAGAUAUUUUUAGUGUAAUAAAGUAAUAAGUCAUUAUAAAGUUACCACAAAUAUUAAGUCAUUGUUUUUACUAUUUUAUCUAUUUCAUGUGUGUUUGAUUAAUUUUAAGAGCGAUUUUAACAAUAAUAACUAUUUAGUGUUACCUAUUUAUUUAAUUCGACCGAGAUGUAUACUUUUUGUCUGAUACAUAUUGUCAAAAUAACUGAAAUAAAAUAUUUUUAUGUA